Bubalus bubalis (water buffalo) is the source of this 1037-nucleotide messenger RNA. It is a transcript of the gene RNF183, whose product is annotated as ring finger protein 183. The record is from RefSeq and is a predicted model, not a curated record. Gene Ontology annotation, molecular function: ubiquitin protein ligase activity. The transcript has 2 exons. NCBI's taxonomy places the organism in Eukaryota, Metazoa, Chordata, Mammalia, Artiodactyla, Bovidae. Bases 65 to 793 code for a protein of 242 amino acids. Gene Ontology annotation, biological process: protein ubiquitination.
GUCAUCAGAGGGAAAGAAGAAGAAAACAUGAGGCGGGAAGCUGGCCAAGAGCUUCCUGAAGACCAUGCAAAUGAGGCCCGCCCACAGCUGCCUGGAAACCGCGCGCCAGGAGCAGGCGGAGCCCAGAGAACAGGCUGCAGGACCGCUCAGCCAAGGAGGAGGAGGUGGAGGAGGCUCUGAGGAGCAGGACGUCUCCUGUCAGACCCCCGCAGUGUCUGGUCUGAGGAUGGCAGAGCAGCAGGGCCGGGAGCCUGAGUGCCCUGUCUGCUGGAACCCCUUCAACAACACAUUCCACACCCCCAAAGUGCUGGACUGCUGCCAUUCCUUCUGCGUGGAAUGCCUGGCCCACAUCAGCCUGGUGACUCCGACGCGACGCCGCUUGCUGUGCCCGCUGUGUCGCCACCCCACCGUGCUGGCCUCCGGGCAGCCUGUCACUGACUUGCCCACGGAUACCGCCGUGCUCACCCUGCUCCGCCUGGAGCCCCACCAUGUCAUCCUGGAAGGCCACCAGCUCUGCCUCAAGGACCAGCCCAAGAGCCGCUACUUCCUGCGCCAGCCCCGGGUCUACACGCUGGACCUGGGCCCUGAGCCUGCGAGUCAGGCUGGGCAGCCCCAGGACGUGGGCCCUAGCACCAGGCCAGUCCCCAUCCCCAGCCGUUACUCUCUGCGGGAGUGUUUCCGCAACCCACACUUCCGGAUCUUUGCCUACAUGAUGGCGGUCAUCCUCUGCGGCACCGUGUUGUUCAUCUUCUCCAUCUUUUGCACCAGACGAUUUUUCUGGGGCGUGGGGUGAGCAUCUAUUCCAGACACCUUUCCUGGCUGCUGCUGGGUAUGGGGAUUGUGGAGCACCACUUGGGGUUGGUCUUCCUUCAUAGUAUUGUUCAUUUUUACAAUCCAGGGGUCGGCUAGGCUGUGCAUCUGCUUCUAGCAAGAGUCCUAAUACAAUGAGAACCUCUGAAAGCUAACGGACUGGGGAAGAUGUGAAGAGACCUCUGGGUGUGAACCGUGGGUCAUGGAAGGGCAGAGAAGCAGACCUG